Molecule: messenger RNA, 2507 nt
Organism: Centropristis striata (black sea bass)
Lineage: Eukaryota; Metazoa; Chordata; Actinopteri; Perciformes; Serranidae
Product: calpain-5-like
Exons: 11
Coding region: 1-2151 (716 amino acids)
Biological process (GO): proteolysis
Cellular component (GO): cytoplasm
Molecular function (GO): calcium-dependent cysteine-type endopeptidase activity
Source: RefSeq, a predicted model, not a curated record
AUGCCUGAAAGAGUGCACAACUUCCAGGGUCAAAACUUUUAUAAGCUGAGGCGGGCCUGCUUGCGUCGAGGUGCCCUCUUCAAGGACCCGUUGUUCCCCGCCACUGCCGAGUCCCUCUUCUACAAGAGGGAGGCCCCGGAGGGUCUGAGCUGGAAGAGGCCGAGGGAGAUAUGUAAGGACCCCCGUCUGUUUGUCGAUGGCAUCAGCACUCGUGACUUGCACCAGGGCAGUCUGGGUAACUGCUGGAUGGUGGCAGCUAUUUCCUGCUUGGCGUCUGAGCCAUCUCUGUGGAAGAAGGUGAUCCCAGACCACGUGGACCAGGAGUGGAAUCCAAAGCAUCCUGGCCUGUACGCCGGAAUCUUCCACUUCCGGUUCUGGAGACUUGGCCGCUGGAUGGAUGUCGUCGUGGACGACCGUCUGCCAGUCAGCGGGGACGGAGUGCUGCUCUUCUGCCGCUCGGCCACACCGCGAGAGUUUUGGAGCGCUCUGUUGGAAAAGGCCUACGCCAAGCUAAACGGCUGCUACGAGGCCCUGGAGGGCGGAAACACCACAGAGGCACUGAUCGACUUCACCGGCGGAGUUUCGGAGCCCCUCAGCCUGGACCGGGAGGCCCUCAGCCUGCACAGUGACCAGAGGAGGGCAUUCUUUCAGAUAUUAGCCAAGGCUCAUGAACGUAAAGCCCUCAUCACCUGCUCCAUACGGCCAGCAGAAGGGGAGACAGUGGAGUCGGUGUUGGACUGUGGCCUGGUGCGAGGACACGCCUACGGGAUCACAGCAGUGAAGAAGGUGCGGUUGGGGGACAAGCAGCCGAAGACGGACUGGAUGUCCCGACUCUUCAUGGUGCGCAUGAGGAACCCGUGGGGGACCACAGACUGGACGGGUGCCUGGAGUCAGAGGUCGCAGCAGUGGCAACAGAUGAGUCGGGCAGAGAGGGAGAAGCUGGGCCUCAUUGUGCGGGAUGUUGGGGAGUUCUGGAUGGAUUUCAAGGAUUUCUGCCGCUACUUCACAGACGUGGUGGUGUGCUGGCUGGUGGAGAGGGCUCUGCUGUGGCCCAGCUCUCACUGGAGGGAGGUGCACCGCUAUGGGGAGUGGGCUCCAGCUCCCAAUUCACCAGCAACGCCUACAUCCAUCGUCCUCCACAGCAGCCACGCCACGCUGAGCUUGGGGAAGAACAACACCAAACCCGGAGGGACCAAGCAGCGAGGUAACCGGAAGGAGGCCAGACUCGGGGAGAGUCAGCAGAACGGAGAGAGAGGAGGAAGGUGUGUGCGAGAUAUGAAAAAAGUGACAAAGGAAGAGGAUGACGGAGAGGUGGGAGGAUGGGAGGCUCAGGUGGACAAGAGGAGUCGAUGCGGAGGAUGCAUCAACCACAGAGACACUUUCCUGCACAAUCCACAGUUCAUGUUUGAGGUGAGAGGCAACGAGGAGGAGGUGCUGAUCUGUCUGCAGCAGGAGGACAGGAGGGUACGGAGGAAAAAUGGAGGAGGUGAAAACCUGCCUAUUGGCUUUGAGGUGCUGAAGGUGGAGGUGAACCGCUGCAGCCGGGUGCAGUGUGUGGUGGAGCAGGCGGCCAGUUCCGUCUACAUGGACUCCCGCAGCGUGACGCUCAGAGGGUCUCUGACUUCAGGACGCUACGUUGUGCUGCCCACCACCUUCCUGCCGGGCGCCACAGGACGCUUCCUCCUUCGCCUCUUCUCCCACUCCCACAUCAAACUCAGGGAACUGAGGGAGGACUUGCCGUCUCCCUCUGUCUUCCAUUGUUUUCUACCUCAACCCACAGUGGUGACCACGGUCUACCUCCGCAGGGCGUCAGGACUCAGCCCUCCCAAACAGACAGCUCCAGAUGUUUACGCUGUAGUGCGCUGUGAGAACGACACUGUAAGGACGCAGGUUUUCAAGGCCGAUGGAAACCCUGAGUUCAACCUCAGAGCCGUCUUCUACAGGAGAUACCCUAGCACACACAUCUCUGUUGAGCUGUGGAGCAGAGGGCGGCUGUGGGACUCGGUGCUCGGCGGCGCUCGCCUCCAGACGGCAGAAUCUGAGAGGAGUCGAAGUCAUGUGCUCGAUCUGCAAGGCGGCCAAUCACGCUCAGCAUACCGAGGGUGUGUCUACCUUGAGACGUCCUCCAGCGGCUGUCUCACAGACUUGUGACAGCAUCAUCCGGUUACUCCGGUCCACACAUCAGACAUGGCAGCCACCUUCCUCUCAGGGGGAACAGAAGUUUUGAUGAACUAAUGAAAAAAAAACUUUGAAAAAGACUGAAUUAAGCAACAAUGGUGCUAUAGUUAAUUAUAGAUGUUGUGUUUCAAUAUAUACUGUGUUUGUGAUCUGCUGGUCAGACUUGAAGAUGAGCAUAAUUUAUGACUUCAGCAGUCAAUCAUCAGACAAAUUGAUACUGCUGCCAAAAUAAGUUAUUAUUAUUAUUAUUAUUAUUAUUAUUAGAAUUUUGUUGUCAGAUGUGGGUUUUUUUUGCUGUUGCUGAUGAUUUUUACGGUUAUUUUUGUUGU